AUGAGGAAGUUGAGAAGGUUUGUCGUUAACGUUGUGUUCAGGAAGAUGAGGGUUGUGAAGAAGCUGAGGAAGUUGAGGAGGUUUGUCCUCAAAGUUGUGAUCAGGAAGAUGAGGGUUGUCAACGUUGUGUUCAGGAAGAUGAACCUUUAUAAAGUUGAGCGAGUAGAAGAUAAUGAAUUCACCGUUGAUUUAAUUAAACCUUAUAUGCCUGCUGCUUCGUGUCCUAUCACUACCAAAUAUCUGAGAGGUCUUUUGUGGGUAGACGACAAGAAGAAGAAUGGAGUUGACUAUGUUGUUGUGUGGCAAUUUCAGGAAGGCCAGUUUUUAGGCUUUUGCAGGAAUGGGGUUUUCCAUUACCGCAAUAUUCUAAUACGGAACAAGGUCCAUGUUCCCAGGGAGUUCCGAGGCCUACAAGAUGUGGUGCUCAAAGGUCACCGUCUUUACUACCUGUCGCACCGUUGCUACAUUCGACAACUGGAUUUGUCUGGACAAGGUGGUUUCAAGGAUGUGUAUCCGCUCCCUAGCUUUCAAAUGUGGAAGCCAUCUAGGCGGCCUAGUGGUGAUUUGGGAAUAACGGGAGUAAAAAAGCUUAUCUCAUCUGGCGAUAGCAUUGCUGUUACAACAUCAAGAGACGUUUUGUUGGUCUAUACCAGGGCUUACGAACCUGUCUGUGAAAGCUCUAGGAUCUUCCGCGUCUUCAAGAGUGAUCCUAAGGACCGGAACUCCAGCCUUGUUGAGGUUGAAUGUCUAGGUGAUGAGGCCCUGUUUUUCGAUUUGGGUAUCACCGUGCCUGCUGACCCUACCCUUGGUAUUGAGCCAAACUCCAUUUAUUUCACCCGUAAUGACCGUUUCGGUCACCGGGGUUGUUAUGUUCCAUGCCUCGACAUAUGUGUGUACAAUAUUGCAACAAGGACCAUCAAACGCUUCCUCAGUGGCUCCACCUUAAAACUCAAGGAUGCGCAGUGGUUUCUCCCCUCAGCUUGAUUUGGUGUUUUCAAGAGUUUCUCUUGCGCGGUCAUUUUCCUGUG
This is a messenger RNA of Camelina sativa (false flax), 1028 nucleotides long. Its product is annotated as F-box protein At5g25290-like. The record is from RefSeq and is a predicted model, not a curated record. Lineage: Eukaryota; Viridiplantae; Streptophyta; Magnoliopsida; Brassicales; Brassicaceae.